This is a messenger RNA of Suillus bovinus, 1703 nucleotides long. RefSeq lists its product as uncharacterized. The transcript has 12 exons. The coding region runs from base 398 to 1591 and encodes 397 amino acids. The record is from RefSeq and is a predicted model, not a curated record. Lineage: Eukaryota; Fungi; Basidiomycota; Agaricomycetes; Boletales; Suillaceae.
CUUGAGUUUGGGAACCGAUCAAUUCCGGAACAGUAACAGGUCACUCAUUACUCCUUGCUUGGACUACCCACCCUUCAGGAUCAACGCCACUCCCUUCUGCUUUCGUUUUUCACCUAAUAGUACGGACUAUUCGUACCCGAGGACCCUUACCGUUUCGUGCUUAAUACUGUCCAUGUACACUCUCAUCUAAUAGCGAAUCAUAUACUCAGACCUCCGCUCCAAGAUACUUCAGAAGCCCUCUAGUCCGCACCUGUCUCGAACGUCCGAACGUCUUCUGCAUUUUCCGUUAUCUCUAUCUAACUCUUAACUCGCUCACAAUUCCCUUCGAACUCAUACAGCCGCCUUACAACAAUCAAGCGCGGUGCCAGUCCUUGCAUCUAGCAUUUCUGCCAUCAACAUGACAGUUUCCACCAUCAUUCACGCACGAUAUGCCCUCAGCACUCGGUCACUUUCUCAGGCGCGCAGCCAAAGAAGAAGGCACAAUUGCGGAUGUGUUCACGACACUAGACCUGGUACCAAAGUUGCUGCACUCCAGCUCGCCACACCUGUGAGUAUCGUGCAGGCAUGGAAGCAGUAUGGGGGAGAAGUCAUUCCUCGUGUGUCGUUUACCGACAUUGAACGUGGCUUGUCCAACGCUCAGAAAGAUCAUAUUAAGAAAUCCGGUGUUGUUGUAGUCACGGGAGCAGUUCCAAAGGAGGAAGCACUACGAUGGAAAGUGUCCUUGAAGGAAUAUAUCACCGCGAACCCCGUCAAAGCUCCCCAAUUUUGGCAUGACCCAUCCAACAAACGCGUCAGCUUUAGUACUCCCAUCAGUUACCUCGACCGCUUGCGCAUUCGUACACCUGGCGACAGCUCAUUCACACUUGACCCUCAUAUCGAUGGGGGAAGCAUCGAGCGCUGGGAGGAUCCUACAUUCCGUAGGGUCUUCCGCCGAAUCUUAGCAGGGGGACGGGAUCUAUACAAUGCACCGGGUCAAUGUUCUGUCCUCCGUUGUUGGCAAGGCUGGACCUCACUUUCCACGACUGGCGUCGGCGAGGGUACACUUCGCGUACUUCCAAUGCUCUCCCUAGCGACAGCGUACAUCAUGCUUCGUCCUUUCUUCCGUCCCAGUGGCCCCUCCGGUGGUGAGUGGGAGCUGGACUUGGAAAGCAGCUUGUUCCCAGGGAGUAUACCAGGCAAGGGGCAGGAGCUUAAUGAAGAGACGCACCCGCAUCUGAAACUCGGCGAGACCAUGACAAGCAUUCCAGAGAUUCAACCUGGUGAUCAGGUUUAUUGGCAUUGCGAUACAGUACAUUCGGUAGAGAAACUGCAUGGUGGUCAAAAGGAUUCGUCGGUUUUCUAUAUUCCUGCAGUCCCACUUACCGUGAAAAAUGCAUCAUAUAUUCGGGAUCAGCGAAUUAAUUUCGUGCAUGGUCUUCCCGCUCCGGACUUCCCUGGAGGCUCUGGCGAAUCUACUUUCGCAGGACGAGCUACGGCGCAAGAUGUCACCACUAGCCAAGGGCGUCGGGCGUUGGGUUUCGAGCCAUUCUUAUCAGAGGGGAUCGAGAAUAACGAGCUUGUCAAUGCAGCGAAUCGUGUCUUGUUCGGUUGAGGAUCAAUGUGUCCAUGGAACUCGCCACAAUAAGAACGUUCUUGGUUGCUGAAUGUAGAGUAGUUACUCUUUGAAAGGUCCAAAUACAUCCGAGUCAAUGUGGAACGUUCAA